GGUCCAAAUUCCAAAUAAACCCAAAUCUCUUUCCUCAUCCUCCCCGGAUUUCUGCAGACAGUGAGCCAUUGGAUCCAAUUGGAAAAAAACAAACACCAUAGCCGAUUUCUUUCUGACUAAAUCCAAACCAAAGACUGCCGCCGCCGACGAGCGGAUAUAUUUCCAGACGUCGUCAAGGCUCCUUCCAGCAUUGGAGGACCGAGGUAGAUAAUCUAAAUUGACUUCUGGAUCAAGACCAUGUUUCGAUGGCAUCAUGUUGAAUCGUGCUUCAGAUGGGCAAGUUUUGGUAGUAGACUGUAUAGUUCCAGAGAGUUAUUGCAAGAUUCGUCUGAUGUAACCAAAAAGAUCUGUAAAAUUAUGAUGUCCUGCCCAAAGUUAGGCCUGGAUACUAUGCUCGACCAGAGCGGCAUCCGGAUUUCUACAGAUGUAGUCGAAAAAGUCCUUGAAAAAUUUGAGAAUGCUGGAAUGCUGGCGCACAGAUUCUUUGAAUGGUCUGGCAAGCAACGAAACUACGAGCACAGUGUUAGAGCUUAUCAUAUUAUGAUUGGGUCUUUAGCGAAGAUAAGGCAGUAUCAGAUAAUGUGGGAUCUUGUGAAUGGCAUGAAAAGCAAGCAAAUGCUGAAUAUUGAAACGUUCUGUAUAAUUAUGAGGAAGUAUGCCAGGGCCCAAAAAGUGGAUGAAGCGGUGUAUACAUUUAACGUGAUGAAUAAGUAUGACAUGCCUCCUAAUUUGGCAGCCUUUAAUGGGUUGUUGAGUGCUUUGUGCAAGUCUAAGAACGUUAGGAAAGCGCAAGAGAUUUUUGAUAAAAUGAAGGAUCAGUUUAUUCCUGAUUUGAAAAGUUAUAGCAUUUUGAUUGAAGGGUGGGGAAGGGCUCCUAAUUUACCCAAAGCAAGAGAAAUUUUUAGAGAAAUGGUUUGUGCAGGUCGUAAUCCUGAUAUUGUGACAUAUGGUAUCAUGGUUGACAUUCUUUGCAAGGCUGGAAAGACUGAUGAAGCAGUUAAAGUUAUCAAGGAGAUGGAGCUUGGUGGAUGUAGGCCGACGUGUUAUAUUUAUAGUGUUUUGGUCCAUACAUAUGGGAUUGAGAAUCGGAUAGAAGAUGCUGUUGAUACAUUCCUUGAAAUGGAAAGAAAUGGAGUGAAUGCUGAUGUGGCAGUGUAUAAUGCAUUAAUCAGUGCUUUCUGCAAAGUAAAUAAAUUUCAAAAUGCCUAUAGGGUUCUGAAUGAGAUGGAUAACAAGGGGGUGAGACCUAAUUCGAGGACUUGUAAUAUUCUUCUUAAUGCCUUGAUUGGUUGUGAGGAAACCGACGAAGCCUUUAUCAUGUUCCGCAGAAUGGUCAAAGUUUGUGAGCCAGAUGCAGACACAUAUACUAUGAUGAUAAAGAUGUUCUGUGAGAAGGAUGAACUUGAGAUGGCCUUCAAGGUGUGGAAGUAUAUGAAAAAGAAGCAGUUUGCUCCUAGUAUGCACACUUUCUCUGCUCUUAUUAAUGGACUAUGCAACAAGGCCGAUGUUUCCAGGGCUUGUGUUUUAAUGGAAGAAAUGAUAGAAAAAGGAAUUCACCCAGGAAGACAUACAUUUGGAAAGUUGAGACAGUUGCUUUUGAAGGAAGGGAGAGAAGAUGUACUUGAAUUUCUACAGGAAAAGAUGAACCUUUUGGUCAAGGAACCUUUAUGGGAUUCAGAAAUAUGAGUUUAAUGACUAGAAUAAAAUAAACAGAGCAUUUGAAUUCAAUGAGGCAUCAAUGUUCCAUGUAGGUAAAAGUGUAGUUUUAAACAAGCACCAAUGCAACUAUGCUGUUGGUUGUAUUGGACUUAUUUGCCCUUACUAUCUUUUUGGGAAAAAGUGUGGAGUUCGUUGGCUUUGAAACACCAAGGGGACCAUGAAUGUUAUGGGCUUUUCGCAUUACAUUUCACUGCGUUAUAUGAAGUCAUUUUUCUGGGUUUACCUGGAUGCAUUGUGGAAUACUAUGCAUGUGGCUGCAGGCGGACAUUACGGUCAAAGUACAAUGAGCAGGGGUUGGUGAUAGCAGAUGGCUAUUCAUGAAUAUGUGCUAUAAAACAUGACAUGCAAUCCUGAAGUCACCCAAACAGGAAGAGAGAGCAUGGGACUAAGGGGGAUUCAACCGAUGCAGGUCAUAACAAAGAUAUUAACUAAGGAAAAUGAUUCGUGGUAAGAACAGGGUCCAAGUACGCUUGGAAGAGAACCAUUGAGGAGAUGGAUUAAGAUAUUUGUACAAAUUUUGGUUGACAAAAACUUCAACUGACUCUCACAUGCAUGCGGUCCCCGCAUGGAUUAAAUAAUUCCGACAUGUAGACCCCAACUUCCCAUUGUGAGUGUAAGUAAAAGAUUUUGUACAAAAGUGUUAGUACAUGUAGCAUCUUUCGAGAGGAGAUACCCGAUAAAACAAAAGAUAAAAGAAAAUUUAGAUGGUACUUCAUAUGUAUUCACGGUAUAAUUUUCCGAUUUUCGGAUAAUUGGGCGUCAGUGGGCCAAAAUAUUUUAGUGGAAUAAGAUCUUAGACUGGUGAGGUGGUA
Olea europaea var. sylvestris is the source of this 2531-nucleotide messenger RNA. Its product is annotated as pentatricopeptide repeat-containing protein At1g77360, mitochondrial. The record is from RefSeq and is a predicted model, not a curated record. Lineage: Eukaryota; Viridiplantae; Streptophyta; Magnoliopsida; Lamiales; Oleaceae. Gene Ontology annotation, molecular function: protein binding. The coding region runs from base 238 to 1686 and encodes 482 amino acids. The transcript has 4 exons.